Molecule: messenger RNA, 1164 nt
Organism: Venturia canescens
Lineage: Eukaryota; Metazoa; Arthropoda; Insecta; Hymenoptera; Ichneumonidae
Product: protein PFC0760c-like
Exons: 4
Coding region: 1-1164 (387 amino acids)
Source: RefSeq, a predicted model, not a curated record
AUGAGGAGUCCGAUGGAUAUAUGUCCAAUGGAUCCGGAUUUUGAUGAUGAUGUGACGGAGCUCAAUCAAUUGGAAGUAGAUCAGGAAACGGGACUAGUAAUCGAUCGUUCACAGAAGGCAUUUUCCAAAAAAGUUUUGGCAUCAAGGGUUUCACUUAAGGAAGAGAAGAAGGAGUCUGAGAAGCGAAAGAAUUUAGUUGAUAAGAAACGUGAAGAUGAUAUAUUGAAGAGUAAAUCGUUUUUGGCAGAUGAACCCAAAUCAAAAAGAAAUAGAUCAUCAAAAUCUGUAAAAGACAGUACUUCAUCAAAGGAUGUCAGUAACAAGACCAGUAAGAGAGGGCGUCCAAAAAUGGUUUCAUCCGACAUUUCAUCAAGGUCAUCCGUCAAAACUGACGCACAGAUCCAGAAAACUGAAACUGCUGAUGCUUCUUUAAGCUCGGACGUAGUAGAAAUCGGAGCAGAAGUUGAUGAAGAAAUAGUAAGGAAUCAAGAAGAAGAAGUAAAUGACAAUAUAUCACCGAAAAAUGUUUGCUUUAUACCUGGUGAUUUGAUUAAUGAUAAAGCAGAACCGCAAAUUUCGUUGAAAGCUUUCAAUGGAGCUAUUAAUAAAGCUUGCACCAACAGAAAGACGAGUUCCACCAAAAUUUGUAUCAUCGUUAACGAUAACAAAGAGGACGAUGAUUAUAAAGACGAUGAUGAUAAAGACGAUGAUGAUAAAGAUGACGAUGAUAAAGACGACGAUGAUAAAGACGAUGAUGAUAAAGACGAUGAUGAUAAAGAUGACGAUGAUAAAGACGACGAUGAUAAAGACGAUGAUGAUAAAAACGAUGAUGGCAGAGACGAUGAUGGCAAAAACGAUGAUGAUGAUGUGCCAAAUUUCGACAGAAGUUUGAAUAAAUUGAAUACUACAACCGUCAACUCGUAUUCAUACCCUCAGCAACAGUCAACGGUUGUACCGACAAACAACCCAACCUUGAGUUCACAUACUCAGAACCAAUUUGCUACUCAUUUCGAUUCGUACUACCAGAAUAACCAGCAAAUGAAUGGACCAAAUAUUCCGGCUUACAAUCAUCCGCAUUUUUACAACCAAUCCCAACAUCAUUUUGCAGGAUAUUAUGCUGGACCUCAAUGGUAUCAAUCUCAACAGAGUUUUGCUUCGCAGUAG